Penicillium nucicola is the source of this 3903-nucleotide messenger RNA. Its product is annotated as WD repeat WDR12/YTM1 family ribosome biogenesis protein. The record is from RefSeq and is a predicted model, not a curated record. Gene Ontology annotation, cellular component: RZZ complex. The transcript has 5 exons. Lineage: Eukaryota; Fungi; Ascomycota; Eurotiomycetes; Eurotiales; Aspergillaceae. Gene Ontology annotation, biological process: endoplasmic reticulum to Golgi vesicle-mediated transport; ribosome biogenesis; mitotic spindle assembly checkpoint signaling. The coding region runs from base 1 to 3903 and encodes 1300 amino acids. Gene Ontology annotation, molecular function: protein binding.
AUGACCGGGAAUACUGGAGACGAGGAGGUGUGCCAGGCGGUACUGGGCUUCGUCGCGGAGGGCACAUACCCUGAGGAGAAGGUGGUUGCUGGCAAGUUCCCGGCAGCUGCCCUCGCCAGAGAGUUGGAGCUUAUUUCUAAGGCUCGUGAGCAGGUAGAGAACGAGAUCAGUUCCCUGAGUCGAGAGAACACCUUUGACGCCGACGACUGGAUCAUCCAAGCGAAACAACUUCAUGAAGAUAUUGAACGGUCUAGAUUGACUGCGCGUGAGAUUGUCGCCCAGCAUGAGCAUACCAAUCCCCUCAAAGCCAAGGUUGAAGACGCAAAGGCGAAAGUCGCAUUGGUUGAGACGGAGAUUGCCUUCAACGAGGCCGUUGCAGACACCCUGGAGGGGGUGCAGCGACUGUGUCAGCAGCUCGAAAAUGGACGUGUUGCCCUCCGAAAUGGCCAGAUCACCACCGCUAUUGAGCAGCUGGAGGCUACAGGCGCAGCUGUUGGGCAGGAUGCUUUCUUUACCAAUACAAACGUGAUGGCCAUACUCUCUGGAGAGGUAGCACAGUUGCGAGCUGAAAUCAUAGAAGCGCUCCAUAUGCGCUGGGCAGACCAACUGAAGAUCGAUCGCAAGAACCGCGAAUUUCAAGUGUCCAAAACUGAUCCAGCUGCUCUUGAGGACACCAUCGCGUCACUUGCCCGGAUGGACAUCCUCACAGCUGCCAACGAAAAGUUUCAGAAGGACUUCGUCUCCGCAAUUCUCAAUCCAAUCUUGCUGCCUCGCCCUGAUGGCACUAGUCAUGGCGUUAUAGUGACGGAUACCACCAUUCAAGUUGAGUCAAAGGCCUCAAAGACAACCGUAUUAGAGACCCUGGAUUGUCUCUCUAGCGUAUUGGGUCACUUGCGACACAAUCUACCUUCGGUGGUAUCUGCGGCUCUCCCUGAGUCUUUCAUUCCAAGCAUCGCUUCCAAAGUGAUUUCAGAGUGGCUAUCUUCUGCUAUCCCCGUUGAUCUAGCUGGUCUCGCCGAUUUCGAGAAACUGUUGGAUCAUGUCCUGCAAUUCACCCAGGCCAUAGAGUCUUGGGGUUGGACUGGCCAAGAAGAGCUGUCCGCAUGGGUUAGUCAGGCUCCACGCUUAUGGCUGACUCGGCGUCGGGUGGACUCACUUGAUAGUGUUCGGAAGGUUCUCGCCGCCAGUCAAGGCACAACAAAACUGGUCGAACGUGUUGAAAAAGAAAAAGUUUCUCAGACCGACGGAGCACUCUUGGAAAACGCUGUCAAUGAUGACUGGGACGCGGACUGGGAUGAUGAUAAAGAUGAUACUUCCGUGAAAGGAAAUACAUCAAAGCCCCAUGAAGAUGAAGAGGAAGAAGACGUUAGCGCCUGGGGUCUUGAUGAUGACGAAACUCAAGAUGAGCCCAACCCAGAUACAGCUGCACAAACAGAAGAUGAUGACGCCGACGAUGCCUGGGGCUGGGGUGAUGAAGAUGAAGAUGCCCAGAAAGCCGGCACUGAGUCUUCCAAAUCAAAUACCACUGCCGCACGGGAACAGGCAGGCGCCAAAAGCACAGCUGGGUCUCAGUCGCCUAAGGAAGUUACCCUGAAGGAAGUGUUCACCAUUACUGAUAUUCCAGAGUCGGUUCUCAGGUUGAUUCAGCAGCAAAUAGUUGACUCAAAGGAUAUUUUGCAGCCUACACACGCCAAAUCCCGUGUUGCAUCCUCUGGAAAUGGUCUCCUAGCUCUUCCGACCCUCAUCCUGGCCAUGUUCAAAGCUACAUCAUCGACAUUCUACUCGAUGAAGCUAAGUUCGGGACCGAUGUACCUCUACAAUGACAGUUUGUAUCUUGCAGAUGAAAUUCGGAAGCUGGUCGAGGAGCAUGAACUCUCCAGGCUUCAACCAGAUGUUGAGGCAUUGGAAAAAUUCGGAAAACUUGCUUAUAGCAAGGAAAUGCAAACCCAGCGAACGAUUGUUACUGAUCUGCUCGAUGGAGCGCAAGGAUUCGGGCAAUGCUCCGAACAGCCCUUCCAAUCAGACUGCGAGAACUCCGUCACAGUCACCGUUGACCGGAUUCGCGAUGUUUAUAAGGAAUGGCAGCCCAUUCUGUCACACUCUGCUCUGCUCCAGUCUGUUGGAUCACUCUUGUCUACAGUGAUAAACAAGGUUGUCAUCGAUAUUGAAGAUCUGGGAGAUAUCUCAGAAGACCAGUCCCGACAACUGGUCUCUUUCUGCAGCCAGAUCUCGAAACUUGAAGACUUAUUUAGGCCCCAGAAUGGUGAUGCCGAGGCUUUGCCUGUUACAGCAAUCUACGUCCCAAGCUGGCUUCGCUUCCAGUAUCUGAUCAACAUCCUGGAGAGCUCACUCGCUGAUAUCAAGUUCCUCUGGAUUGAAGGAGAACUAGGCCUGGAAUUCUCCGUCGAGGAACACCAAUUUGGCCUCGAUUUUACCAUGAGUGAAGAUCAAAUUAUGUCAGGAGUCUCCGAGGCUGCGCAACGACAAGUUCGCGUGCAACUCACCAGCCAGCAGGAGGAUAUUGCUCUGCCUGAGAGCACCGGCCCAAUUCUCAUUCCCACCGGUCUUCGCCGUUAUGCGCUGUCGACAUUGGUGAACAACCUUCUCUCGAGCGAGAAGCCAAUCCCAUUUGAGUUUUUGAUCAACGGAACUUUUCUGCGGACCUCAAUUGACGAAUAUCUGGUCGACAAUGGUAUCUCUGCCGAGACGACCCUCGAGAUUGAAUACGUUCGGGCUUUGAUUCCUCCUCUGCACAUCGCCUCUUUCCAGCACGACGACUGGGUCAGCUCUACUGACGUCCUUUCCACCACUUCACCGGCUGCAUCAUGGGCAUCAGGCGCAACCUUCAAGAAGGGCCAAGAGAGAAUCCUUUCUGGAAGCUAUGAUGGUCUCCUCCGCAUCUGGAACAUGUCAUCCGAGACCAUUGCGACCUCCCCUGCUGCCACUGAGGGCGGCCACACUGCCUCCAUCAAAGCCGCCAAGUUCGUUUCCCCGAACCAGAUUGCUUCAGCGGGCCUUGAUCGCACAGUCCGAUUGUGGAAGUAUACCGAAGACGAGGGUGGCUUUGCUGGAAAGAUUUCUCCCCAGCUGGAGCUGUACGGUCACAAGUCUGGAAUCGAGUCGCUAUCUGUGCAUGCCAAGUCCAACCGUCUGUUGACAGGUUCCUCAGACCACACUGUUGGAUUCUGGUCAACCAAGAAGGCUGAUGCACCGGCCGCACCCGAGAGCUUGCUUCCUUCCAGCUCUCGCAACUCCAAGCGCCGCAAGCUGAACUCGUCUGUUAGCACCGCCCAACGUGGACCUCUGUCCAUGUUGUCUGGACACACAGCACCCGUCUCUGCCGCCAUCUUUGACGCCAAGGAUGCCACCGUUGGUUACUCUGCUUCAUGGGAUCACUCCCUGCGCACCUGGGACUUGGUUACUGGAGGUCUUGUCGACACCCGCACCACUUCGCACUCUCUUCUCUCUCUCGAGCACCUCCCCGAACUCAACCUCUUGGCUGCAGGUACUGCUGCCCGUCAUAUUACUCUGAUCGACCCCCGUGCAUCCGCCGCAACUGUGACAGCUAUGACUCUCCGUGGCCAUACCAACGCUGUUGUCAGUUUGUCACGCGAUCCCCACAGCACAUACGGUCUCAUUAGUGGCAGUCACGAUGGCACAUGUCGCAUCUGGGAUAUCCGGUCUACCAAGACCGACAAGGAGGGUGUUGUUGGUGAGAGUGUCUACUCCAUUACACGAAAGAGCCUCGAGGAGGAGGGCAAGGCCGACAGCAAGCGUGUUGGUGGUGAGGGUGUCAAGGUCUUCAGCGUUUGCUGGGAUAAGACAAUUGGAAUUGUCAGCGCUGGUGAGGACAAGCGAAUCCAGAUCAACCGUGGAGAGGGUGUUUUGUCUUCCAAGGCAUAA